CUGUGCUUUUAGAUACAAUUGAGGUAUUUAAAACAAAAAUCUUAGCAUGGACACCAAAAACUCAAUACGCUUCGUUAAUACAUAUCAUUAUCAUCAAUGAAAUAUUUGCUCUACGUAUAUUUGAAUCAGAAGGACGAUUACGAUAUGGCUGGAAUAUAAUAUAUGCUGGUAUAUGUAUCAUUUUAUAUGCUACACUUCUGAAUAGAAUAACAAGCAUAAAUCACAAAAAUUGGCUUGCAUAUGAAGAGAUCAGUUAUAAAGUGAUUUCAUAUAUUAAUAUUAUAUGCAUCAUGAUUUUUAUAAUUCUUGGAAUUUUGAAUACAGAAGUGAUUAAACUUUCACGUGAACUGAAUCAAAUGUAUAGUUAUCAAAUUUUAUUGGAUUUAAUAAUGCAAUUUUCAAUAUUAUUGUAUUUACUUUAUAAUAUAUAUUUUCAUAUAAAGUCAUUAAAGUUGUCUGAAGCAUGGUCAAAUACUAUAGGAUUUUUAUUAUGGGUUCUUGUACAUUCUAUAAAAAUUAUUCUUGUAAAUAAUCACUGUACUAAUUUUUAUCGUAAGGUUGAAGUAACAGCAUAUUUGCUUCGAGAACUAGAUAUUAGCUACUUGGAUAAUUCCAUUACAGAAGAGGUGCAACAAUUUUCAUUACAACUUCUUCUUCAUCCUUUAAAAUUUACUGCUGGUGGUUAUAUCCUUAAUAACAGAUUAUCAACAGUAUUUUUUGGUAGUAUAAUUACUUAUUUGAUUAUAUUGAUACAAAUAAGUUCGUCAUCAAAUUUAAUGAAAUCUUAG
Molecule: messenger RNA, 788 nt
Organism: Apis florea (little honeybee)
Lineage: Eukaryota; Metazoa; Arthropoda; Insecta; Hymenoptera; Apidae
Source: RefSeq, a predicted model, not a curated record